Olea europaea var. sylvestris is the source of this 1104-nucleotide messenger RNA. RefSeq lists its product as uncharacterized. The transcript has a single exon. The coding region runs from base 42 to 884 and encodes 280 amino acids. Lineage: Eukaryota; Viridiplantae; Streptophyta; Magnoliopsida; Lamiales; Oleaceae. The record is from RefSeq and is a predicted model, not a curated record.
GUGAAGUUAGCAGGAUUAUCGAUGAAGACUGCAUCCACGCAAUGAGAGACAUCAUAGGAAAAGCGAUUAAUGGUAAUUCUGGAGAAAGUUCUUCAAGAAGCCUGAUAUUGAAUCCAUUAAGUGCUGCUCAGAGUUCUUCCUCUAAUCCUACUUUGAUGCGGUUUAAUGGUGGACAAAGUUCACUAUCAAAUGAUUCAAACCACAUGAUGGUUCCAUCCAAUGCUUCUCGACGUUCUUUACCAAAUCCCAUUGGACCACACAAUGGUGGGGGAAGUUCCAGACAUAAUCAGAUGAGGAUUCCAGCCAAUGCUAAUACUGAAGAAAGUUCAUUGAGAAAUCGGAUGAUGAUUCAAGAAAAUGCUGCUCGAAGAUCUUUAUCAAAUCCUUUUCUGAUGCCAUCAAACCAGAUGAUGACUUUGUCCAAUGCUUCUCGACGUUCUUUAUCAAAUCCUAAUGAGAUACCAUUCAGUGGUAGACGAAGAUUGGAAUCGAACCAAAUGAGGAUGUCACCUCAUGUCGACGAGUCCAUGAUCCGUAACUUCUCUAGCAUGAGAAUUGGAAGGAAUGCAUUCAGGGGAAAUAAUCGAUUCAUAAAUGAGGUACCACCCGAGGACAGAACAAUGUUUGUAACAUUUUCAAGGGGUUACCCUGUGGCUGAAACAGAAGUUCGGCACUUCUUCACUACGGUGUUUGGGAAUUGCAUAGAGUCCUUCCGCAUGCAGGAGGUGGGGCCUUAUGAGCAACCACUCUAUGCUCGAGUCGUUUUCCGCAAAGCCUCGUUCAUCGAUGAAAUUCUCGAUGGAACGGAGAAGGUCAAGUUUUCCAUCUAUGGGAAACAUGUUUGGAUGCGCAAGUUCGUUCCAAAAAAUUCCUCUUCCUCUUAACUGGCUUUGGUGUGAUAGACUGGCCGUGCCGUGUUUCUGUGUUUCCUUCCCGUGUUUCCUUCCCGUCGUUCGCCUUUUAUUGUUAAUGUAGUCGUCUUGAAGUUAAUGUAAUUUCUUCCUUCCGCAUCUUGUAUUUUCAAUUCGACUAGUGAAUGUAAUAUAUUUGUUUUGUUACUUGGAGUAAUUUCAGUUAUUUUCAGUGAACUAGAUGGCUUUUUAA